Caenorhabditis briggsae is the source of this 1044-nucleotide messenger RNA. RefSeq names its product Protein CBR-SRU-29 (gene Cbr-sru-29). The transcript has 5 exons. Lineage: Eukaryota; Metazoa; Nematoda; Chromadorea; Rhabditida; Rhabditidae. The record is from RefSeq and is a predicted model, not a curated record. Bases 1 to 1044 code for a protein of 347 amino acids.
AUGUCGAACUUGAUCCCGUCUCAAAUAAUGCCAGCCAACGACUCGAUUCACGACUUGGACGCCUACAAAUCCUUCGUUCCAGUCUUCAAUUUUACAACAUUCCAAGCCUUCCUACCGUUCCUAUACAUUUGUCCAACAAUUGUUGUAAUGCUGACCAUCCUAGUAAAAUACAAAAAAGCAAAAGCAGCCCUCAAUUCUGCUACAAUGGACAAUAACAUUUUCGCUUGCAUAAUGUUUUAUUUCACAUUUAAUAUGCUAUUUUAUUUUGGCGAUUAUUUUCAUCUGAAUCUCCCAACUGCUGGAUUCGUCACAUCGUGGUGUGCUGGAGUCCAACCAAAUCGGGGGUUCACUUUCCUUCUGAUGUAUGCCUACUACAGUAACUUCGGAGUCAUAAUCUGUCCGUUUCUGGUCUGUCUCAUGAGAUUGACCAUUAUGAUGUCACCCAGACAAAACGAAAGGUACUGCAAAUUGAUCAUGUAUCGAUUUGCCAUCCCAUUCCUUUUCCUUGUUCCACUUGCCUUGGUUGCAGUCAAUAUAACCACCACUGGUUACUGUAAACAGCUGAAUCAUCCAUUCUCAUUUGGAUCCAUAAUUAUUUACGAAGGAGAAGAUUACGCCAGACUCAACACUAUCAUCCAUUUCUCCUUCUCUAGCUUCAUAUUUUCUUCAAACACAACAAUGACAGUAUUCAUGUUAUAUAAACUUCGAAUGACCCAAACAAGUUCAACAUCAGCACGAACCAAAGAACUGAAACGGAGGGCAGAGUUCUCACUUUUUCUGGCAGUUGUUUCAAGUGUUGCUCCUUUCAUAACCAAUUCAAUUUGCUCGAUAUCAUUUCUUUUUGAUCGUACGGCAUGGGAUUAUGUUUUAUUCGUUCGUCCAAUUGGAAAUGACUUUGAAACGACUAUGAUGCCAUGGGUGCUUUUUCUGACUCAUCCAAUGUUCCGAUCGAAAAAGAAGACCUCGCCAGUCAAUAAGGCUUCGGUGUUUGUUACCAGUACCAAUACAAGCAGUACUAGAAACGCUACCGCAGUGACAAGUUGA